This is a messenger RNA of Hevea brasiliensis (rubber tree), 2056 nucleotides long. Its product is annotated as probable protein phosphatase 2C 46. Gene Ontology annotation, molecular function: cation binding; protein serine/threonine phosphatase activity. The transcript is spliced from 5 exons. Bases 484 to 1668 code for a protein of 394 amino acids. NCBI's taxonomy places the organism in Eukaryota, Viridiplantae, Streptophyta, Magnoliopsida, Malpighiales, Euphorbiaceae. Gene Ontology annotation, biological process: protein dephosphorylation. The record is from RefSeq and is a predicted model, not a curated record.
UCUUUAAUGCGGGACUUUUUGUCUGCUCAGAGAGAACUCAGUUUUUAUUUUAUUUUUUUUUAUUUUGCGGUUCCUUCGAUUGCACUGAUUCAAACAAUUCUCUUUCUUUCUUCUCUCAGUUCUCUGUAUCACCCAAUACCCACCAAGGGAAAAAACAAAAACCACAAGUUAAGGAGAGUUUAAAGCGAGCGAAAAUUCAAGAAUCCAAGUGAACAUAACACGUACCAUCCCCCUCCCCUGAAAUAUAUUUAAACUUUUGAUUUGAUUGAUCUAUAGAUCUAACCCUUUUAUACCCACAUGUACCUCUCUGUUUCUUUUGGAUCUCCAUCCUUUUCAUCUGCUGUAAUUUAGUAGCUCACCAGAAACCGCGCAGAUAAGCUUACUUUGUAUUGAGGGGAGACUGGUGGGGUUUAUUGGACGGAGUAGUAUUGCAUCCAAUUUUGGAUGUGGAGGAAUCGGUGGCUGGCCCCGGUGAGAUGAGGGAUGUUAUCAAGGUUGAUGAACUUUUUGAGGGCCUGCUGGCGGCCGUCCUCAGAACGUUAUGUCCACGCGAAUUCGGAUGCAGCAGGCCGGCAAGAUGGGCUGCUUUGGUAUAAAGACACUGGGCAGCACUUGCAUGGUGAAUUCUCUAUGGCUGUUCUUCAGGCCAAUAAUUUGCUCGAGGAUCAGAGCCAGCUUGAGUCUGGUCCCUUGAGCACUUUUGAGUCUGGCCCUUAUGGCACCUUUGUUGGUGUAUAUGAUGGUCAUGGAGGGCCAGAGACAUCGCGUUACAUUAAUGAUCAUCUGUUUCAGCACCUAAAAAGGUUCACCUCAGAACAUCAAUCUAUGUCUGUAGAUGUGAUUAAGAAAGCAUAUCAAGCAACUGAAGAGGGGUUUCUUUCUCUUGUCACUAAACAGUGGCCCAUGAAGCCUCAGAUUGCAGCAGUUGGAUCUUGUUGUCUGGUGGGUAUCAUUUGUGAGGGUACCCUCUACAUUGCUAACCUUGGUGAUUCACGGGCUGUCCUUGGUAGGCUUGUCAAAGCAACUGGGAAAGUUCUUGCCAUCCAGCUGUCAUCAGAGCAUAAUGUGGCGAUAGAGUCUGUCAGAGAGGAGAUGCAUUCUAUGCAUCCAGAUGAUUCGCAGAUUGUGGUUUUGAAACAUAAUGUAUGGCGUGUGAAGGGCCUGAUACAGGUUUCUAGAUCCAUUGGUGAUGUAUAUCUAAAGAAGGCUGAAUUUAACAGAGAGCCCUUGUAUGCGAAGUUCCGCCUUCGUGAACCUUUUAACAGGCCAAUUUUAAGCUCUGAACCAUCAAUUUCUGUGCACGAACUACAACCUCAUGAUCAAUUUCUCAUAUUUGCUUCUGAUGGGCUUUGGGAGCACCUCAGCAAUCAAGAUGCUGUUGAUAUAGUUCAAAAUCACCCACGUAAUGGAAUUGCUAGGAGGCUUGUGAAGGCUGCCCUGCAGGAAGCUGCUAAAAAGAGAGAAAUGAGAUACUCAGAUUUGAAGAAAAUAGACCGUGGUGUCCGCCGCCAUUUCCACGAUGAUAUCACUGUUAUAGUAGUAUUUCUUGACUCAAAUCUUGUGAGCAGAGCCAGCUCAGUCAAAGGGCCUUCCAUAUCUGUGAGAGGGGGUGGAGUUAACCUGCCCACAAAAACCCUAGCUCUCUGUGGCACACCAAUGGAAACUUAGUAGCACCUGAUGUAGCUGGCAUUUGAUAAUAUUUUCCUACGUGCAGGAUCCUCGUAGAAUUUCCUUGGUAUUAGCUGCCACUAAGAGUGAAAGAGCAAGAAAGGAGAGGGUGCUGCCCUUUGAUUAAUUUUUUAAUUUACAAUGUAAAAUUUUUACUUCAGACGUGUAUUUUAUUAGUUCAUGACCACAUGAGCUGAAAGGAAAGGGAAAAAGAGAGCUGCAAUGCAGAGAAGAUGCUAAAGGUUGGUUUUCUUUAGGAAAAUUUUCUUGAUGCAUUCGUUUAACUCUCUUUUUCCCACCCUCACUUGGAGGUUUUGCUUUUUGUAAAUUAUGUGAAACAGAUUCCCCUUGAAAUCAAAGUUUAUGUACCUGUUGUGCUUCCAUAGUA